UGUUACGAUAACAGUUGGUUAGUGGCGUAGUCACUCGUAACUCGUAGGCGUGGGCAGUCCGAGUAAUUAAUCGUUACGACUUGACGCGAGUUUCGAAGUUCUCAUAAAGUGAUCUCCAAUUCCCAAGAGAAUGGCCAACAAAACAAGCUUGCCUAUUUUAUUAUUAGUAUUAUUCGUUUUCUGUUGCAUUCAGCAAGGAUUGUCUAUCAAGUGCUGGGUUUGCAGGUCUGAUUCUGAUCCAAAAUGUGCAGAUCCAUUUGAUAAUACCACUGUACCAAUAACUGACUGUAAACAAGAACCAGACUUAGAACAUUUGCCAGGUGUAAGGCCUACCAUGUGCCGUAAAAUUCGUCAGAAAGUCAAUGGGGAAUGGAGAUAUUUUCGUAGUUGUGCUUACAUGGGAGAACCAGGAAUUGAGGGGGAUGAGAGAUUUUGUCUUAUGAGAACAGGGACGUACAAUAUAUUUAUGGAAUAUUGCACUUGUAAUAGCAAAGAUGGCUGCAAUACAGCCUGGUCCAAUCAUGGGAGCGUAUUUGCUUCAAUUGUAAGUUUAGCAAUUUCCUUAAGAUACGUACUUGUUUAUACUUAACAAUCUCAACCAAAGACUAUCGAUAGAUCUGAUUAAACGUCUAUUUAAACAUAUUUUUUUUACGAUAUGAAGAUUCAUUUGUACUUACUAAUUCUUCUUGACAAUUGUAUGAUGUGAACUUCAGGGAAGUAGCAAUCUCACUUGGAAAUUAGACUGAGUAUUCUCUCACAAAACUAUUUUAUACCAUUGAUUGAUUCUUUUUUUUAUAAGCAUUUUAAAGUGCCUCUUUGUGCCUUACUAGAAAGAUGAUAACAAUCAAGAUAUUUUUAAGAUAUUUUUUAGUAAUUUUAGAAUGUUGCAAAGAUAUAUUUUUAACUUUCCUCAGAAUAUUGCAAUUUUUUUAUAGAAAUAUAUUUUUAAUAAUUUUUAAUACAAACAUAUAUAUGCUUGUAUCAGACAUAUAUAUGCUUUAAUUUAGACUUGCGUAGUACAAAAGAAAGAUAUAUCAAUCAAAUGUAUUGAAUUAACACUAACAUUUAGCACAGUACAAGUAAUAUUGUAAAUUCCGUCCAUUAUAAAAUCAUAAAUGUAAUGUUAGUAUAAAAUGAUCGUGCUUCUCAUAUUUUUAUAUGCAUUUUCUACAAGUAUAGUUAAUUAUUAAAUAACAGAAAAGUAUGAUUGAUUGUAUAAUGAAUCAUUCCUUUAUACGUUUGUACAUGUGUAUGAUAAAAAAAAAAGAAAAGAAUGAAUAAAGAUAUAUGGAAAACAUUACGUGUAAGAAAAUAAAGAUCAUCCUUUAUGUAUAACAACAGGUGUAUUACAUAUAAAAUAUAUCUCUGUUAUACAAAUGUGUGUGUUAAUACAAAUCUUUUGGUGUGACUGUUUAGGCGUUAAACAUACUUCUUGAAAUAUAAUUAAUUUCCAUAACAAAAUACAUAUACAAUUAAUUACAGCAAUAUAAAUAAUCUAUUACAAUAAUUAUAUAUGAUAUAUUAAUACGUUAAUACUUACAUUAAUGCUUAUAAUUGAAACAAUGAGCAAAAUAUAUGUGUCACUAUCAGUUCUACCAAACAAAUUCAAAAAAUUCAUAAUAUAAAAUACUUUUCCACUGAUUUUGUAACUCAUCUUAAAAAUAUCUCAAUACAGAGUGUUAAUAGAAAAUUAAAAGUCGAGAUCCAAAAUAAAAACGCGUCGCUAUAUCCACAUUGUAUGUCGUCUUUACUUAGCAGUUAAAAAUUGAUUGCUUGGAAUUCCCUCCGGCACGGAAUUUAGUCGAUCUCUUCGUUUAUUCAUUUCAUCAUUAAGAUUUUGUGAAUGUCGCAUUUAUUCCUAUUAAAAUAUAUAUUUCUAUACUGGUAGGCACUUAUUGGACGGUUCCAUCAUUCCGAUCCUCGACAGAAAUUUCCAAACAAGGUUACGAUCGCGAUUUCUCUGCCUUGGAAUCGGGGACGGUUGUGUAAAACGAUCGAUAUGUACAAACAAAUGGGUAAAAUACUUUUGUUCAAGUAUGUCGCCUUGCGACAAAAUCAUAAGAUCCAGUGAAAAUAAAAUCAAGCGAAAAUAAA
Messenger RNA from Frieseomelitta varia, 2094 nucleotides. RefSeq lists its product as uncharacterized. The transcript is spliced from 3 exons. NCBI's taxonomy places the organism in Eukaryota, Metazoa, Arthropoda, Insecta, Hymenoptera, Apidae. Gene Ontology annotation, biological process: positive regulation of voltage-gated potassium channel activity; sleep; regulation of synaptic transmission, cholinergic. The coding region runs from base 131 to 589 and encodes 152 amino acids. The record is from RefSeq and is a predicted model, not a curated record.